Molecule: messenger RNA, 3348 nt
Organism: Zea mays
Lineage: Eukaryota; Viridiplantae; Streptophyta; Magnoliopsida; Poales; Poaceae
Exons: 2
Coding region: 1-2487 (828 amino acids)
Molecular function (GO): zinc ion binding; nucleic acid binding
Source: RefSeq, a predicted model, not a curated record
AUGCGCUCGCGCUCCCGUGCGGCGCUCCGCCGCCGCUCGCUCGCCUUGGGCCGCCGAUCUUCCUCUGCCGCCACCCGCCAGAUAUCCCGCCCCGCAGUUCUGCCCACCGCUCCAGCUCCAGCUCCAGCCCCAUCCUCCGGCGGCAUCGCCGCUGCAGCCACCCCCGUCCUCACAAUCGCCUCAACAUCUGGUUUGGAAGCUGGGGAGGGGAACUCCCAUAGUUUCCCCCUCACGGUAAGCCCUACAAAGGGGGAUUUUUGCUUGCAGGAGCAGAUCAAGGAUGCUUUGCCCCAUGUUUUUCAGUCCCGCAGAGACAAAGUUCCGUCAGAUUUGGAUCUGCAGAAGCAUGCCGCAACUGCUGAUGGCACGUCUCUGCUUGCUGCGUCAGCUUCAGCGCCAAAAUCAACAAGGAAGUUUUAUUCAGAGACAUCUUCAAUCGGAGAUCCUGUAGAUCUGUUGGCACCGGCCCGAAUCCCGGUCUCAGAGAAGAGGAAAUGGGCAGUGGGCAGCUCGCCGGCGCCUGACUGCAAUGAAGUUGAUUUCAAUUUCAAUGCGAGCAAUGCUACUUCACAUCAGCUGGCUGUGGACGGCGGACAUGACCUGAGAAGUUACGGCCGACUUCAUUUCGGUCAGCACAAGGCUGACGCCCCGGUACUGGAAGAAGGUGGAUGGAGUGUGGUGAGGCCUAAAUUCUGGUGGCGCAAGACUGUUGAAAAUCUUAAGAGAUCUCCGUCUCAGCAGCAACAUGACACGAAAGGUACCAGCACCUUCAAGACAAAGCUUCAGGGUAAAUGCUACAACUGCCUCUCGCCAGAUCACUUCGCUUUUCGUUGCUCGGAGCCUACUCGAUGCUGGCAGUGCCUACAUUUUGGCCAUAGGGCUAGGGCAUGCCCAGGAAUUUACUACAGAAGCAGGCACAAUUCAACUCCUCCCCAACCUGAACCAGUGCAGCAUUCAAUGCAGUACACCAGCAAUGUCAACUCCAGGCGCCAACAGCACCAGCGACAACUCAACUCUCUUCUUAAGGAACAGAAACAGGCCCCUGAACCUGUGCUCAACUUUUCUCCAGUUCAACACAACAAAUCCUACCUCCGUGCAGCUCAGGAGGGCCAGAACAUGGAGGCUCGCUACCCAGGUGACCCAAGGGCAAGACCGUCGCGCGCCUUCUGUGCAAUUUCGGCGACUGGUUCAAUCCGUCGUCGCAGGGAUGAUCUCAUCAGCAAGGCGGUGGUGUGCUCAUUCGAUGGAAAUAGCCAUGAGGUUGACACCAUUGUGGCAGGAGACAUGCUGAGAGAGAAGUUCAAUCUCUGCCAUGGUCAGUAUCAACUUGUCAAACAUUUCCCAGAACAGUUUUUCAUUAUCUUUCCUGAUGCAAGAACCAAGCAAUGGGCUAUUGAUAGAAGAUCAGUUUCUUAUCGUGGGCGUGAGUUUCAUUUCGGUGACUGGUCAGAAGAGAGCUAUGCUAGAAAGACCAGUUGGGAGUUUAGAGUUAAGGUCCGGGUGGAAGGGAUUCCUGUUCACUGCUGGGGUGAGGAGGUGGCAUCAAGGGCCUUAGGCAGGAGCUGCACUAUUCAUUAUGUUCAGGAGCGCUCUAGGCGUAGAGAGCGUACCCGUUCUUUUGACCUUUGGGCAUGGUGCUCUGACCCCUGUGAAAUCCCUAAGGAGGUGUGGCUAACGGUGUCUGAACCCGACUCUGAAUUACCACCUAUAAGCACCCCUCUGCCUCUUGUGGGUGCUCACCAUGCUGAACCGACAGAUCUGAAAAAAGGCCAUGUGUACACGCUUCGCAACCAUAUUGAAGUGGUUGAGGAUCUCUGCCUCAUUCAUGGGAGGAACACUAGGGGUGGGCCUAUGAAUCGGAAGCCUCGCAGAGAGUUCGUGUGGAGCUAUGGUGUUUCUGACUCUGCUGGUGAAAAGCGGGAGCGUUCAGUGGAGUUCAGAGGCAGGGAGACCAUGCGUCGGGACUGGGACCAUGAUGAUGAUGAAGAUUUUCACCAGCAUAGGCAUCAGGACACUCGUCGGCAGCGUAGCCUCUCUGGGUGGGCGCGUUCCUCGCGAUGCCGUGGUGGUGUGGAGGACUGCUACAGCUCGAGUGGAAGAUACAGGCCAUCCACUCCUUUCCGGCGUAGGGGGAUGGGGAUGGGGCAGCCAGGGCGCUGGAUUCCCAAGAUAAAGAACAAAAAGGUCUCUUUUGCAGAUCCUGUCAUCACUGCUAUCUGGCCUACAGAUGUUUCUAAAGGGCGCAUCUCUGCUGAAAAUUCCAUUUCACUGGGAGGUAUGGAUCUUGGCACUCAAGCUAUGGAGGAAUACCAAUGUUCUGCACAUCCCAAGAUUGAAGGCCUUUUCUCAAGACCUCUCAGCAAGGAUCAGAUGGAGGCAAUUAUGGAGCUGGCAAAUCAAGGGAAGGGGAAGAAAGGGAGCAAGCUCAGGGGCUGCAAAGUGGCGCCACUUAAGGCUCCCAUAAUCAAGGCUGCUUCGGGAAUAUGAGAUGCUCAUCGUGUUGGAGUUAUCAGUGGUUUCCAGUUUUUAUAUUAUGUGUCUGAAGUUGUUCCUACUUUCCUCUUGUCUAGGGGUAGAGCAUGGUGUGCUGCAGCCUCUUUUGCCAGACUUUUGGCUGCUGCUUGACAUUUGGUGGUCCUGUUGGAUCUCGACCCCCACUCAUCUGUAUCGUUCUAUUUUAUGGCUGGAACUAAAUUGUGUGUUGUGGGUCAUGUGUUUCUGUUCUUCAAUAUUGAUGGUGAUCAUGGCUGCUAGUCGGCAUCAGAUGUUAAUUAUGUUAUCGCCUUUAUGUGGCAAUGUCUGUUCAAGUGGAGAAAUGGUUACUAUCCAAUGAAUACAAAUUGCUGUAUUUUUUCUUGGAAUGUGAGAGGUCUGAAUGAUCCCGCUAAGCGAGAAAGUGUGAGGCAAACAAUUCUUUCUACGCACGCAACUUUAGUUUGUCUUCAAGAGACAAAAAUUAUGAACUGGACUAACGAUUUAUUAAAGGACACUGUGGGUUACAAACUUGCCAAGCAGACUGCGCACUUGCCCUCUAUUGGAGCAUCGGGUGGAAUUCUUAUUGCUUGUGAUGAGGACUUUUUUGAUAUUACUCCAGUUACUUACGCUUCAACCUACUCAUUAUCAGUUCGAGUGAGCUCUAGAUUGGAGGAUGUGGUUUGGGACCUCACGGCUGUUUAUGGCCCCCAGCAGGAGAACGAAAAAAUGUGUUUUCUAUCUGAGUUGUGUUCCAUCUCUAACCUGAUGAAACCUGAAUGGCUGAUUUUAGGAGACUUCAACAUGAUAAGGAGAGUGAGGGAAAAAAAUAAGGGAGCAAUCAACAAAAGAGUAAUGAGGAAGUUCAACCAAACU